Messenger RNA from Anguilla anguilla (European eel), 1178 nucleotides. Its product is annotated as nuclear inhibitor of protein phosphatase 1-like. Gene Ontology annotation, molecular function: protein serine/threonine phosphatase inhibitor activity; mRNA binding; protein binding. Gene Ontology annotation, cellular component: nuclear speck. Bases 53 to 1123 code for a protein of 356 amino acids. NCBI's taxonomy places the organism in Eukaryota, Metazoa, Chordata, Actinopteri, Anguilliformes, Anguillidae. The transcript has 7 exons. The record is from RefSeq and is a predicted model, not a curated record.
ACCGAAGCCUGCCACUUACCCGGCAUUCAAUGCGCGACUAGAAUCAGGCAAGAUGGCAGCGAACCCUGUCACAAACACACCUCUUUUUGACUGUCCAACAUGGGCAGGCAAGCCACCCCCAGGCCUGCAUUUGGACGUGGUGAAAGGAGACAAGCUGGUGGAGAAGCUGAUCAUAGACGAGAAGAAGUACUACCUGUUCGGGAGGAAUCCGGACGCCUGCGACUUCACGAUAGACCACCAGUCCUGCUCGCGUGUCCAUGCUGCCCUGGUCUACCACCGGCACCUGAAGAGGGUUUUCCUCAUCGACCUGAACAGCACUCACGGCACCUUCCUGGGGCGGAUCCGCCUGGAGGCCCACAAGCCGCAGCAGGUGCCCAUCGACUCCACCAUGUCGUUCGGGGCGUCCACGCGCGCGUACACGCUCAGGGAGAAGCCCCAGGCCCAGCCCGGCGGCGGCGGGGGCGGCGGGGGCGGGGACAGCAAGCCCGGGGAGGACGAGGAGCUGAAAGGCCUGCUGGGACUGCCGGAGGAGGAGACGGAGCUGGAGAACCUGACCGAGUUCAACACGGCGCACAACAAGCGCAUCUCCACGCUGACCAUCGAGGAGGGGAACCUGGACAUCCAGCGGCCCAAACGCAAGAGGAGGAACUCGCGGGUCACCUUCAGCGACGAGGAAGAGAUCAUCAACCCGGAGGACGUGGACCCGUCGGUUGGCCGUUUCAGGAACAUGGUUCAGACAGCGGUCGUUCCCAUAAAGAAGAAGAAGGUGGAGGUUCACGGCGGGCUGGGUUUGGAGGAUGGGGCGGCUCGGAGAACGCAGAACAUUCCCUUCGGCGUCGGGGGCGGCCUGUACGGGGACCUGCCCCCCGCCAGCCAGGAAGCCGACGCCCACCCCGCCGCGGGCCAGGGCGGAGCCGCCAUCCUGGGGGGGCUGCCCCUGCCCUUCCCCAACCCCGCCCCGGAGGUGGACCUGAGCCCCUCCACCGCCCAGCCGCCCGUCACCCUGGCCCCCGCCCCCGCCCCCGGACCCUACGCCCCCGAGGCCCUCAACGAGCCGCGAAAGAAGAAGUACGCCAAGGAGGCGUGGCCGGGCAAGAAGCCCACCCCCUCCCUGCUGAUUUAGCCCCCAACCAGACUGCACGGGGGCGGGGCUAACAGUCAGCGGGGGGGGUUGGGGG